This is a messenger RNA of Penicillium pulvis, 210 nucleotides long. RefSeq lists its product as uncharacterized. Lineage: Eukaryota; Fungi; Ascomycota; Eurotiomycetes; Eurotiales; Aspergillaceae. The transcript has 2 exons. The record is from RefSeq and is a predicted model, not a curated record. Bases 1 to 210 code for a protein of 69 amino acids.
AUGGGAAAAGACACGUUUGAAGACAGGGAUGCAAAGAACACAACCCUGGAUGUACUGUACAAGGUUCCAGAAUCCAGAAUCCAGACCAUUCCUGAGGACCGCGUUGAUCCUGCCCAAGACGCCUACAAAAAGGAUUUGAACCACCAAACCAAACCUCAUGUGGAAGCCAAGGCGACAGCUGCCAGUGCUGCCGUUGCCAAGGCCCCGUAA